AUGGAAUUAUCGAGAGCAUCACACUUAAAUUCUUCUGCGACGAUCGGUGAAGAUGAAAAGAUUAAGAAGGUGAAAACUAAAAGAGCUAAGUAUCAUAAUACGUGACUAUGGAAAGAGUCGAAACGAGAUGAACGAGACCAAAGUUUUGAAGAAGGGUUAAAAACGUGCAAUCCUCAGACAGGUUAUAGUUAUAGCUAUUGAUCGAAUCUGAAGGACAGGCCAAUCAGCUGUGCGCCGAAUCACAAAAAAUAUUUUCCGCGCUAAGAGACUGUCAUAGAUGUAUAAUUCGCGGCAAGAACGAAGUUAUCGAACACAGCGUAAUUUCCACACUAAUCUAUUCGUUAUAAUCAAUAGCGGAAUUUACAAUGAUCUUCAAAUUACUGUUACUUCACGAACUGUUUCUACCAAUCAUCUAAAGGAAGUUGCGUUGUCUCUACUCAAACGAUACUCGCGCCCUUUUAGCCAUAUGCGCGUCUUUGACCAAAUGGACUGUUUCCUAGUGCACAAGAUC
This is a messenger RNA of Heterotrigona itama, 511 nucleotides long. NCBI's taxonomy places the organism in Eukaryota, Metazoa, Arthropoda, Insecta, Hymenoptera, Apidae. The record is from the annotation of a GenBank genome assembly.